Molecule: messenger RNA, 690 nt
Organism: Trichoderma virens Gv29-8
Lineage: Eukaryota; Fungi; Ascomycota; Sordariomycetes; Hypocreales; Hypocreaceae
Exons: 4
Coding region: 1-690 (229 amino acids)
Source: RefSeq, a predicted model, not a curated record
AUGAUCGAGAGGCGGAAGACGAGGGAAAGGGAGGAAGUCGAGAUCGCCGCUGUUUAUCUACAUCGCCAGUACCUUAUUGUAAUCACAGACCAGACAGUAACAGCACGUGACACUGAUGAAUUAUUUGAGAAGUCUUCAUCCACAAAACAUUGGCUUCUGCGAAGAACUGGCAUUGCGAAUGCUCGCCGAAAACAGCAGUUCAUCUACUGGAAAGAACAUGUUACUAGGCUUAACGAGAUGCGAGCUAAAUCGUCUGAGCAGAAAGUUGGAGAGGUCAACCCCAUAACAGAAGACACUGCCGAAACCCCUUCGCAAAUCAAUUUGAAGCCUGUGAUCCCUGAACAAACAAAGUUACCUGUAAUAUCAAUCUCAACGACGACAGCUACAGCGUUGAAGCCAGGUGACUUCAGUCCUAGGGGCAAGAAGAUGGAGUGGCCAGAUCCGCCAAGGGUAGACCUGAUACGCGGAUACUUCAUCUGUCAUUGCAAGACUUUAUGUCCUGAGAAGUACCUCCAAAAGAGUGCGUGGAUUCGUAUCAUUGCAGAUAUGAGGAGAAUUGUCUGGACCCAAAUUGAGUCUAUGGGAGUCGACAAGAAUGGAUCGACCAUGAGAGCCAGCACACACGCGCAUGGCACUGCCACGAACAUCUUGAAGAGUUUGAAACUCAGCCGGAAUAUAUUCAACAUGUAG